Cyclocybe aegerita is the source of this 1041-nucleotide messenger RNA. NCBI's taxonomy places the organism in Eukaryota, Fungi, Basidiomycota, Agaricomycetes, Agaricales, Hemipholiotaceae. The record is from the annotation of a GenBank genome assembly.
AUGGAAGUCGCAGGACCCGCGGCUGCUGCCUUGAACACCCUCACACCUACCCAGAUCCAAUUCCUGGAAUCUGUGCCCAAAGCCGAGCUUCAUGCGCACCUCAACGGCUCAAUCCCCCUGCCUACUCUCCAGCAGCUUGCCUCCGAAUAUCUAGCGUCUUCGUCCGGGCAAGGAGCCAUCUCCAACGAAGCCAUAAAGCAAGGGAUCGAUGUCCUCUCCAAAGGUCCCAAACUCGACGAGAUCCACGACUUCUUCGGUCUCUUCCCCGCGAUCUACGCGUUAACCUCCACCCCCGCUGCGUUGGCACGCGCUACACGUGCUGUUCUCAGCGCCUUCCUCGAUGGCAGGCCGCCACAGUGCAACCACCUCGAGUUGAGGACGACCCCGAAACAGACGGACGCGAUGGACAGGGAGAAGUACCUCCGCACCGUAUUGGCUGAGCUGGAUCGAUACGAGCCAGGCCAAGUUGGUUUGAUUGUUAGCUUGGAUAGAAAGAUGAGCGAAGAGGUGAUCAAGGAGAUCGUGGACAUCGCCUACGCAUUGAGGAAGGAGGGGAAACGCAUUAUCGCAGUCGACCUGUGCGGCGACCCUACUGCUGGGGAUAUGACGAAAUUCGAGCCAUAUUUCGCGCAAAUCAAGGACGCCGGAUUGGGAUUGACUGUGCAUAUCGCUGAGACCGUCCACAACACACCCGAAGAGACCCUUCAACUCCUAUCCUACCGUCCGAAUCGUCUCGGCCAUGCCACUUUCCUGAAUGACGAAGCUAUCUCCAUCGUAUUAGAUAAGAAGAUGUGCAUCGAAAUAUGCCUCACUUCCAACCUGUUAUGCAAAACGGUGUCGAACCUGGAGGUCCAUCACAUCGGGCAGUACUUGAAGGCGGAUCACCCAAUAGCAAUCUGCACGGACGAUAUCCUUCCCUUCAAGACCUCUCUUGUCGCAGAAUAUGCACUCCUCCUGGCGAAACCACCGUAUGGUUUGGGGUUGACAGAAGACCAAGUUAAAAGAGUUGGUGAGAUGAGCUUAGACGCCCGUUUUAGAUAG